Molecule: messenger RNA, 249 nt
Organism: Staurois parvus
Lineage: Eukaryota; Metazoa; Chordata; Amphibia; Anura; Ranidae
Source: the annotation of a GenBank genome assembly
UGCAUACCAGUGCCCAUCUGAGCUGCCUUUCAAUGUUCCCCAUCAGUGCCAGUCAGUGCUGCCUAUCGGUGCCAUCAGUGCCACCUAUCAGUGUCUAUCAGUGCAGGCUAUCAGUGCCCAUCACUGCAGCCUCAUUAGCGCACAUCAGUGAAGGAGAAAAAUUACUUAUUUACAGAAUUGUAUUUUUUUCAAAAUUUUCAGUGGUUUUUGGUUUGUUUAAGAAAAAAUACAAAUCACAGAGGUGAUUAA